UCUACUACUCCUCUCACUGAAUACUAGAGAAGAAGACCACUACCUAUCCGGGCGUAUUCCUCUUGGAGAAGCGUAGAGUAUCUUUACAGCGGAGCUCACGGCAUUUUUUUUCUAUACAGUCGUACUCUUAACGUUUGUGUAAAAUCUCUGCCAUGGCCAAAGGCGAGGGAGGAGAGCAGUACUCGAACGCCAGUUUGUUGAAUAAACCAGACAACGGCACCGAGGUACAUCCGAAGAAGAUAGCUGUCUCCAGAUAAGCCCAAGUGAACAUCCAGAGGAAGUUGUCUUGAAAUGUGAAAACAAAGUUGACGUGGUAUGAGAAGGUUUGCUUUGCCAUCGGUGGAGCUCCAUACCAAAUAACUGGAUGUGCAUUGGGCUUUUUCCUGCAGCUGUUCCUACUGGACGUAGCUCAGUUGGAUCCCUUCAAUGCAUCCAUCAUCCUUUUCGUGGGCCGAGCCUGGGAUGCUGUAACUGACCCCACAGUUGGAUUUCUGGUGUCACGGAGCCCAUGGACACGUAUCGGACGUAUGAUGCCUUGGAUUCUGAUCUCAACCCCGCUGGCCGUAAUUUCCUAUUUCCUCAUCUGGUAUGUGCCCCCGUUCGACAACGGCAAAGUGGUCUGGUACCUACUUUUCUACUGCCUCUUCCAGUCUCUUCAGACGUGUUUUCAUGUCCCGUACUCAGCCCUCACGAUGUUCAUCAGCUCGGAGCAGAAGGAGAGGGACUCGGCCACAGCUUACAGGAUGACAGUGGAGGUCCUGGGCACUCUGAUCGGAACUGCGAUCCAGGGUCAGAUUGUGGGCAUGGCCACUGCGCCCUGCGUUCCCAGGUCAGAGGACACUGUGAGCAACCUUACCCAACCUUCAGGCCUCAAUGAAACCGCCUCAACCAUCUCUUUGGAACACACGAGAGCUGCCUAUAUGAUCGCUUCUGGAGUCAUCGGUGCCAUCUACGUUUUCUGUGCAGCUGUGCUUUUCUUCGGUGUGAAGGAACAAAAAGAGUCUUGCUGUCCAACCACCCAGCCCAUUUCCUUCCUGGGAGGCAUCAAGCUGGUGAUGGGAUACAAACCAUAUGCCAAGCUCAUCUUGGUUUUCCUCUUCACCUCCCUGGCUUUCAUGCUACUGGAAGGCAACUUUGCUCUGUUCUGCACCUACACACUGGGCUUCAGGGACGACUUCCAGAACAUUCUUCUUGUCAUCAUGCUCUCUGCGACAUUGGCCAUUCCCUUCUGGCAGUGGUUUCUCAACCGUUUUGGAAAGAAGACAGCGGUUUACGUUGGCAGCUUGUCUGUCGUGCCCUUCAUGAUCAUGGUGGUGUGUGUGAAAAGCAACCUGAUUGUCACCUACAUCACCUCCUUUGCUGCCGGAGUGGGUGUGGCCUCUGCCUUCCUGCUGCCCUGGUCCAUGCUGCCUGAUGUGGUGGAUGAUUUCCAAGUCCAUAACCUCAAGUCUACUGGCCACGAAGCACUCUUCUACUCCUUCUUUGUCUUCUUUACCAAGUUUGCAUCUGGAAUUUCUCUUGGCAUCUCCACACUCAGUUUAGACUUUGCUGGCUACAUCUCUAGAGGCUGCACUCAACCAGAGGCAGUGGACGUAACGCUGAAGGUUCUGGUGUCGGCCGCUCCCAUCGCCCUCAUCAUCACCGGCCUGCUCAUGCUCACGACGUAUCCCGUCAACGAGGACAGGAGGCAACAGAACCGCAAGUUCCUGGAGGAUCUGAGGGAUGACACGGACUCUGAUACAGACUCAAAUGAAAUGAGAAAUAUGGUCUAGAGAGCCGAAGAGCUGCAUGGGCCUAUCAGGUGAACUCCUGGCUAUUUUGCACUGGACGGGACCAACCGGCCUGGACCCGUUGGAUCCAACAGACACUGCCUUGCCUUGUCCGCCUCUCUACCCCACAGCUGCUGCUGCUGCUUUACAAAGCGUGACGUUCUCUUGAGACCCCACAAACAGAACCACCACACUAACUGUUUUUUUCCCCUGGUUUUGUCUGGCCGUCUAGGUCUUUCUUUCGCACUUCUCAAGUCGUUUUUCUCGACUGUAGUUUGACAGUGCACAGAUGAGAGCACCUGCAUCUGCUCCCUGAUGGUGCUAUUUCUACCAUUGAGCAUUAAGGACCAAGAACACUGCGUCUGUAGUUCUCUUCAAAAUACUUGAAUCUACACUAUGCCUUAAGGUCAGCUCGGGGCAGCGCUCAAAUCUGACACAGCUUGUUGGUCACUUCUCUAAAGUGGGUUUGUGUUAUCUUUGUGCGACAAGGAUUGGAAAUAGGGAAAAGAAAAGUGACUGUGGACGAGUUCAUUGCAGCAUCCCUGACAGGCAGCAAGGUGGAAAAAGGUGGCUGAACCAGACAAGCGAGGUUUUUGGUACAACCACUAGAGACAGAGCUUUCAUACGCCAUUAUUUAUUUUCACAGAAGCUUCUGUGAACCGUCAUGUGGGGACGUGUCACAGAUGGCAGUCAUCUAAGCAAAGUAUUUAAGUAUUUAUUAUUAUUAUUAUUUUUAAACGGCUGUUUCUGGAAGCAAAAACCGCUCCAGCUCUGUGGCAACAAGACCAGUGUUUUGCAGCAACUAUCGUAACAUUCAAUUGUAAAUGAACACAUAUCUUGAAUCUUGAAACCAAGGUUAAACAAUGACAAGUAAUAGUAUAGUGUAGUAAUAGUAUACAUUUUUGCCACAAUGUGCUGAAUGGCAUUUACAGUAAGCAACCCAGAAGGUCAAAUUCUGAGCCUAACCAUGAGCACAGACAUGCAGCAUGUGUGGUGGGAAACUCGAGCUUUAGGCUUGUGUUCUUUGGCCUUAAAAUCUAUGUUGAGCCCCAAGAUUAUGAUAAGAAACAAAUCGAUCAAGCACAUGAUUUCAACUUUUGUGGUUCAAAACAAAACUCAUUUUGAGCAGGAUAUGUUGAGCACAGAAGUUGUGUUUUUCCUUAAGAAACCUGAGCCCUUAAGCUCCAAUCAGAGCUCUGUAAUGUAUAUUUAAAUGUAUAUUGGUGCAGAAUAUUUUUUGUUUGUUUGUUUUGAGUCUCCACGCCCCAGCAAUGUUUAAUUCAGUCUUUUAAAGUCGGAAUGGUGGUCUGCGUAUGUUUGCCUUUUUCUUAAUGAAUUCCCUCUAGUGCAGUAUGCAAUGGAAAAUGAAAGAUGUUGCAAACCGCCUGCCAUCAUUGCUUCAAUGUAACUAAAAGGGAAGCACAUGACUGUAAAAGACAGAACAGUAGGACAUGGUCAUUUGCCUUGGCUGUUUAUUUUCCAGUUUAGUUGAGAGAACAAGAUGCUUUAAAAUCGACUCGAUCCUUGUCAUGGCAGUCGGAUCGACCUGUUCAUAUCUGUUGAUAUGGAAACGUGUACAUACCUGCAUCCUAUGUUAUACAUACAUCUUUGAGUUCAUACGCCUGCGACGUGUUGCUUCUGACAACAUCAUGGGAAGUUUUAUAUUUGAGCAUUUUUUUAAAAAAAUUUCUUGGCGUCUGAGAGAGGUUCUGUCUUUCGAGGACGGUGUCUACACUGUACCAUAUUAAACUGACAUUUGUACAUCUUGUAAAUGACGUUACAUAGCCUUGACCAAUUUCCCAUUAGAGGCCAAAUGUGAACUUGAAUCCCUCAACAGUGAGACACCUUGUGUUCACACCUCUUGUACAGAUAUGAUGUAGAUUGUAAAUAUUUGCUUAUACUUUUGUGGUUUCGAGUGAAAUGAAAGGUCUGGUCUCUGUCUUGUAGCUAUUUAAGGAAACUUGUUGAAGACUGUUAAUAAAUUCUAAUUGAAAGGUCUGUG
Molecule: messenger RNA, 3771 nt
Organism: Synchiropus splendidus (mandarinfish)
Lineage: Eukaryota; Metazoa; Chordata; Actinopteri; Syngnathiformes; Callionymidae
Gene: mfsd2ab
Product: MFSD2 lysolipid transporter A, lysophospholipid b
Exons: 15
Coding region: 528-1772 (414 amino acids)
Biological process (GO): carbohydrate transport
Cellular component (GO): membrane
Molecular function (GO): lysophospholipid:sodium symporter activity
Source: RefSeq, a predicted model, not a curated record